Messenger RNA from Mandrillus leucophaeus (drill), 1501 nucleotides. RefSeq names its product zinc finger protein 232 (gene ZNF232). Bases 77 to 1411 code for a protein of 444 amino acids. The transcript is spliced from 4 exons. Lineage: Eukaryota; Metazoa; Chordata; Mammalia; Primates; Cercopithecidae. Gene Ontology annotation, molecular function: RNA polymerase II cis-regulatory region sequence-specific DNA binding; DNA-binding transcription factor activity, RNA polymerase II-specific. The record is from RefSeq and is a predicted model, not a curated record. Gene Ontology annotation, biological process: regulation of transcription by RNA polymerase II.
GCUGCGACCUGCGCAGGCGCAAACCUGCAGCUGGUGGGUGAGGGCUGGAAGUGGCCCGGUUCGCGGCAGCGCCCCGAUGGAACCUCCUGGUCCUGUGAGGGGGCCCUUGCAAUAUUCCAGCUGGUAUGAGCCUUCUGCAGAGGUAGUCCAGACUAGAACGGCUGUAUCACUAACAGCAGCUGAAACUCUGGCCCUUCAGGGUACACCGGGACAAGAGAAGAUUAUGAUGAUGGAACCAAAGGAAGAGGAAGAGUCUUGUGAGUAUGAGACCAGGCUACCUGGGAACCACUCUACCAGUCAAGAGAUCUUCCGCCAACGCUUCAGGCAUCUCCGCUACCAGGAGACUCCUGGUCCCCGGGAGGCCUUGAGCCAGCUACGGGUACUCUGCUGUGAGUGGCUAAGGCCAGAGAAACACACGAAGGAGCAGAUCCUGGAGUUCCUGGUGCUGGAACAAUUCUUGACCAUCCUGCCUGAGGAGCUCCAGUCGUGGGUGCGGGGACAUCACCCUAAGAGUGGAGAGGAGGCUGUGACUGUGCUGGAGGAUUUAGAGAAAGGACUUGAACCAGAGCCGCAGGUCCCAGGCCCUGCACAUGGACCUGCACAGGAAGAGCCAUGGGAGAAGAAGGAAUCUCUGGGAGCAGCCCAGGAAGCACUGAGCAUCCGGCUCCAGACUAAGGAGACGCAGCCUUUCCCAAAGAGUGAACAGGUGUAUUUACAUUUUCUGUCAGUUGUUACAGAAGAUGGCCCAGAGCCCAAGGACAAAAGAUCAUUGCCACAACCACCCAUUACUGAAGCGGAAUCACAGGUGUUCUCAGAAAAACUUGCUACUGACACCUCUACAUUUGAAGCUACCUCUGAGGGUACCUUACAACUGCAGCAGAGAAAUCCCAAAGCGGAGACACUGAGGGGGCCCCCUGCCCAGGGGAAAAGUUUCAGGCAGAUGGUUGUCACCCAUAAGGAAAUUCCCACAGGGAAGAAAGAGCAUGAAUGUAGUGAAUGUGGUAAAACCUUCAUUUAUAACUCACAUCUUGUUGUCCACCAGAGAGUUCAUUCUGGAGAGAAACCCUAUAAGUGUAGUGACUGUGGGAAAACUUUCAAACAGAGCUCAAACCUCGGUCAGCAUCAGAGAAUUCAUACAGGAGAGAAACCCUUCGAAUGUAACGAAUGUGGGAAGGCCUUCAGGUGGGGUGCUCAUCUUGUUCAGCAUCAGAGGAUUCACUCAGGAGAGAAGCCCUAUGAGUGUAAUGAGUGUGGGAAGGCCUUUAGUCAAAGCUCCUAUCUCAGUCAGCAUCGGAGAGUUCACAGUGGAGAGAGACCUUUUAUAUGUAAAGAAUGUGGGAAAGCUUAUGGGUGGUGCUCAGAACUCAUUAGACAUCGGAGAGUUCAUGCCAGAAAAGAGCCUUCCCAUUGAACUGAAGGGGAGAACGUCUCCAGACAGGAUUCUACAUCGGUCUAAUCUACUUUAGGACUGGAUCCCAUAAAAGUUAUAAGCUCCUUAAGA